GCGAACGUGCCAGAGUCCUGCAGUCAGUGGGAAGCUCAAAGUUGAAAGCUUCAAUGAAGGCCGUAGUGAUAACGUCUCCAGGUGGGCCCGACGUCCUGAAGCUCCAGGAAGUCGAGAACCCACAGGUCAAAGACGAUGAAGUUCUGAUCAAAGUCGCCGCCACGGCGGUGAACCGGGCCGACACGAUUCAGAGGAAGGGGGCGUAUCCGCCGCCUCCGGGUUCCAGCCCCUACCUGGGACUCGAGUGUUCUGGAACCAUCGAGGCCGUCGGGAAACACGUGUCGCGCUGGCAAGCCGGUGAUCGGGUGUGUGCUCUUCUUAGUGGAGGAGGGUAUGCCGAGAAGGUGGCUGUUCCAGCAGGACACGUUUUUCCCAUCCCACCUGGUAUUUCUAUGACGGAUGCUGCUAGCUUUCCUGAGGUGGCAUGCACUGUUUGGUCGACUGUAUUUAUGAUGAGUCGGCUUUCUGCUGGUGAAACAUUUCUGGUUCAUGGGGGCUCCAGUGGAAUUGGUACAUUUGCGAUUCAGAUAGCCAAAUACCAAGGAGCAAGGGUUUUUGUCACAGCGGGAAAUGAGGAAAAGUUAGCUGCUUGCAAGAAUCUUGGAGCCGAUGUAUGCAUCAAUUACAAGACAGAGGACUUUGUUGCACGGGUGAAAGAAGAAACAGGCGGCAAAGGUGUUGAUGUUAUCUUGGAUAGCAUUGGGGCAGACUAUUUCCGGCGGAACCUUGACAGCUUAAACUUUGAUGGGAGGCUUUUUGUUAUUGGGCUCAUGAGUGGUCCUGUUACAGAACUAGACCUUCGUGCUGUGCUUUCGAGGCGUCUCACCAUCCAAGCUGCUGGCUUGCGAUACAGAAGUCCCGAGAACAAAGCGGUAAUUGUUAGGGAGGUGGAGAACAAUGUGUGGCCAGCAAUUGUUGCUGGCAAGGUGAAAACUGUGAUAUACAAGUCUUUUCCGUUAUCUGAAGCAGCGGAAGCUCACCGGCUCAUGGAAAGUAGCCAGCAUAUCGGAAAGAUACUGCUCGUUGUAUGAUUAUUGUAAUCAAGUGUGAUCAAGCGAACAAUAUGGUUUAGACCUCGUGAUGUUGGGUCUAGAAUAACGCUGGAUGCGCAUAUGUGAUAUCGCAAUGCUUAUGUCGUCGUACACAUGUAUUACGAGAAUAAAUUUUCGUACAAAAGACAUGCCAUUUGAACAUUUACAUAACGAAUACUAUACGUAUGUAGA
Malus domestica (apple) is the source of this 1223-nucleotide messenger RNA. RefSeq lists its product as uncharacterized. Lineage: Eukaryota; Viridiplantae; Streptophyta; Magnoliopsida; Rosales; Rosaceae. Gene Ontology annotation, molecular function: NADPH binding; oxidoreductase activity, acting on NAD(P)H. The record is from RefSeq and is a predicted model, not a curated record.